Messenger RNA from Chaetomium fimeti, 1183 nucleotides. RefSeq lists its product as uncharacterized. The record is from RefSeq and is a predicted model, not a curated record. The coding region runs from base 519 to 860 and encodes 113 amino acids. The transcript has a single exon. Lineage: Eukaryota; Fungi; Ascomycota; Sordariomycetes; Sordariales; Chaetomiaceae.
CUCGUCCUCCAGAUUUUAGUCCUGCCAGUUCGAGGGAGCUCCCCGGCUUUUUUACAUUCCACACGGCUCCGACUCUCCCACCCUUACUGUGUAAUUUCCAACAGGCACGAAGUCCGUGCAUGUGGAGCGCCUUGCUGGUGCUUCGAGUCUCUCCAUAACCUACGACGGCGACCGUUGGUAAGAAACGCAAAUGCCAUGGAACUUUUGUCGUCGGAAACGUUUGCUCCUGCUGUCAGCUGUCACCCUCAUGUUGUCAUAUUGUGCAUACUUUACGCCCCGCCUUUUGUUUUCUACAUCUCGUCCAAGUUUGCAGAGAAGAGCAACUACCUAGGUACCUUAGGCAACCGGGCUGCCGGCACAACGACCCAACCACAUCCUGGAUGGUGGGCCGUUCCUCGUUCGAAUGCUUCUUUUUCCAACCAUCAACCAUUGAACGGUACCAAGUUCACGACCGUGUUUGGCGCAUCCACCUAAUCCUUUUCAACUAUUGAGCUCCCGAGCUGUUUUUCGCGAGAACCAUGGCCACCCCCACCGCCUAUAUUGCGGAUACGUUCAGUCAGGGGGUCACUCAUCUUCGCGCAGAAUACCAAGUCAAGCGACAGAAAUCCAAUGCUUUCCCGCCGGCGGGACGGCCCAUUCUCGACAUGGAGCUUGUACCUGGCGAAGAGCCGGCGGUUGGGAUCUGGUACGAGGACGGUACGAAACUACAUAGGUCAUUACGUUUGCAGUUCGCCUGUUUGAUCUGCCAGGGACCCUCUCUGCUGAUAUCCUUUGUCUUGAACGUACGCUACCGGCAGUGGACGGCCAUUAUACCAAUUCCCAAUCACUACAAGUUCAAAGACCACCAACCUAAGGUCUAAAGUACCGCCAAAGUCAGUGCGGAAUUUCCAAGCCGCAAUCUUCAUGGACGUCCACCUUAGAGGAGGAGACACUCGAAGCUACUUUCGCAAGCUUUAAGGAAUAGCCACGUGAAGCGGUCCUCAAACACCUCGAGGUAGACGGGGCAGCGAACUUUCGGGUAGAAUUCAAGUAGAAUCCUUAUACAAAUCAUAGACAAGAUAACCGCACACCAGAAAGCCCAAGACGCAAGUCGCUGGCAGGGAGGACUUCCUCAGCGGCGCACAAUCUCCCUUCAAGAGUUGCCUCCACAACCAACGAGGUUCAAGGAAAGUAAUACUUUCGG